Molecule: messenger RNA, 969 nt
Organism: Pundamilia nyererei
Lineage: Eukaryota; Metazoa; Chordata; Actinopteri; Cichliformes; Cichlidae
Gene: prdx4
Product: peroxiredoxin 4
Exons: 7
Coding region: 114-896 (260 amino acids)
Biological process (GO): cell redox homeostasis; response to oxidative stress; cellular response to stress
Cellular component (GO): endoplasmic reticulum; cytosol
Molecular function (GO): thioredoxin peroxidase activity
Source: RefSeq, a predicted model, not a curated record
GCUACUGGAAAAACCUGAGCGAAGAAGAAGAACAAGGAAGACUGCUCCAAUCCUGCAGUAGGUCUGAGGCGCGUUGCUGCUGAGUGGCUACGUGCUGUUAAAGGGACGUAACAAUGGAGUCUGCUUUCCACACUGAUAUGAAGGAGCUUUUCUGUGCUCUGUGCACCGCUCUGCUCCUCCUCGCCACGGUCACGUCUGCAGAGGAAAGCGCUCAGGUGAAAAACCCCCAGUGUCAAAGUUACGCGGGAGGACACGUCUAUCCCGGAGAGGCUUUCCGUGUGCCCGUGUCCGACCAUUCCCUCCACCUCAGCAAAGCCAAGAUUUCAAAGCCUGCACCCCACUGGGAAGGAACAGCUGUCAUCAACGGUGAAUUCAAGGAGCUGAAGCUGUCGGACUACAAAGGCAAAUACCUCGUUUUUUUCUUCUAUCCCCUGGACUUCACAUUUGUCUGUCCGACUGAGAUCAUUGCAUUCAGUGAUCGUCUGCACGAGUUUCAAGCCAUCAACACGGAGGUGGUCGCUUGCUCAGUAGAUUCCCAGUUCACACACUUGGCCUGGAUCAAUACUCCCAGGAAGCAGGGUGGACUUGGACAAAUGAAAAUCCCUCUGCUGUCUGACCUCACUCACCAGAUUUCAAAAGACUAUGGUGUCUACCUGGAGGACCAAGGACACACACUGAGGGGUCUAUUCAUCAUCGAUGGCAAAGGUAUCCUGAGGCAGAUCACUAUGAACGAUCUUCCAGUGGGAAGAUCUGUGGAUGAAACUUUGCGGUUGGUCCAGGCCUUCCAGUACACAGACAAACAUGGAGAAGUGUGUCCAGCAGGAUGGAAACCAGGCAGUGACACAAUCAUUCCUGAUCCUUCAGGCAAGCUGAAGUAUUUCGAUAAACUGAAUUGAUGUAUUUGUUUUCCCAGUCUCUGAAAUCCAACACUUACACUUUAAAAUUUCCAAUAAAAUGUGUUUUCCUAAA